AUGUACAACAUCAAACUACGAAUCAUCGAAACAGAUAACGAGCUGCGAAAAGGCGGAUUGACCCGCGCAUGGCUCGAAAACAAGGGUAUCCAAGUGGAAGAAAGUGCACCACGCACACAACAACAGAACGGCUCUGGCGAGCGUUCUGGGGGGGUAGUGAAAGAAAAAGUGCGGUUACUCAUUAUCGACAGCAAAUUACCCUCUGGCCUAUGGCCUGAAAUUAUGCGCACCGCAGUCUAUCUCCUGAAUCGAACCCCAAAACAAGGACUUCAAUGGAAGACUCCGUACGAAAGCUUCUUUUCUGCGAUUCAAAGCUCGCAAAACUACAUCCAACCUCGUAUUGGGCAUAUGAAAAUGAUUGGAUGCAAAGCCUUUGCGAUGACAAAGUCAGCUCAGCAGAAGGAUAAACGCCUACAAUCAAGAACAAACCCAAAAGCGUGGAUCGGAUACCUUGUGGGAUAUAACUCACAAAACAUCUUUCGGAUCUGGAACCCCCUGACUAAUAAGAUAUAUAUCACUAGAGAUGCUAUCUUUAAUGAGGAAGAAUUCUUCAGCGCUAACGAGUUACAGGUGACAGAAACGAUCGGGGAAGAAACCCUAGAAGAAUUACAAGUGAGAUUGCAAUCACUUAUGAACACUGAGCAAAUCGAUCAGGUCUUGGAACCUGUUCAGGGCCCAGACGAGCUUGAAAGCCAAGAAUCGACUCUCGAAAAUCUGAUUGACGACUUGCCUACAGAAGAGGCAGAGCCAACAGAGGAUCAAGAAGACGAUGGUACAAAGUACACUCAAGCUCGAUUCGAGCUCUUACCUACUCCUCCAGAAAGCCCAUUUUCAAGCUUCUUAGCACAAAUUGGAAUACAGUCACCUGCAAGAAAAGAAGGACUUGACGUGGACCUGAAAAUCCUCAAUCAAGCCUUCAACGCCGGAACAAUGGCUGUACCAAUUGCAAAGCAAGAAGGAAAGCUGAUAACAAAGGCAACGAGGAGCAGAUACAUCCGCGGAAGACUGAAGCCCAGAUGGGAAGCGCAAAAGAGCCAUAUGAACCUCGUUCCAGACAAGGAGAGACUCCAUCGGAGGAAUCUGCCACCGGCUCCAAGCUCUUUUGGAAGUCUCACCGGUCACCGGUUCGAGGAGGAGUUCAAACAAGCGCAAAAGGACCAUCUGGAGAGUCAUAAGCAGAUGCGAUCAUGGUCAGAGAUUUCGAGGCUUGAUCCCCGAAUUGGAGACUCGCAAGUACUUGACUGUAUGUGGGUCUUCACAUAUAAGUUUGACAAACAUGGGUACCUGCGAAAAUGCAAGGCAAGGCUUGUAGUUCGAGGAGACCAACAGUAUAAGUCAAGCACAGAUGAUACAUAUGCUGCUACCCUUGCUGGAAAGUCAUUCAGGACGCUUAUAGCAAUUGCUGCAAAAUAUGACCUAGAGCUCCUGCAGUACGAUGCAGUGAAUGCGUUUGUAAAUGCAAAACUGCAAAGCAAUGUAUUCAUGAAGCUGCCACCCGGUUACCGGAGUGGUGAGAAACAGGAUCGAAUACUGCUCCUACACAAAGCACUUUACGGUCUGCGCAUCGCACCUCUUUUGUGGCAAAUGGACCUCGGAGAUACCCUCGAGGCUCAAGGCUGGAAUCAAGUCCCAAAUGAACCAUGUUGCUAUCGGAAGGAGAAUAUCCUUAUGUUCUUCUACGUAGACGACAUAGUAUUUGCAUAUAAGAGAGAAGAUGAGAAGAGUGCCUCUCAGGCUAUUGAGCAACUCCAACGAAAGUAUACACUUACUGGAGGAAAAGAGCUUCAAUGGUUCCUUGGAAUGGAAAUCAUUCGAGAUCGAAGCUCAAGGCACAUCUGGGUAACUCAAAUCUCAUACGUGGAAAAGAUAUGCGAACAGAGCACUUCAAAAACGCCAAACGCGUCUCCAAUGUCAAAAGAAGAACUCCUCCCUAAUGAAGGCACCGCCAGCUACAAGACAACUGCCUGGUAUCGAAGGGCCAUAGGGUCACUGCUCUACGCCAGUGUAAUUACUCGGCCGGACAUCGCAUUUGCAGUAUCAAGACUGGCACGUUUUAUGACCAACCCAAGCGAAAAACAUGUGGAGGCGGUGAAUCGAGUUUUCAAUUACCUAAACGACACUCGUUUCUAUGCAUUGGAGUUUGGUCCCGGAGAGGGGUUCGACGUUCACAGUGACGCAUCUUUUGCAGACAAUUCCCUAGACCGCAAAAGCUCUCAAGGCUAUGCAAUGAAACUCUUCGGAGGUCUAAUAGGAUGGCGAGCCAAUAAACAAGACACUGUAACGACAUCAACAACUGAAGCGGAGCUAUUGGCACUCUCACAAGCAGCAAAGGAAGGUCUAUUUCAGAAAAGGCUCCUCCAAGGACUACAACUCGAGCUGCCAAUUGACCAAAUGCACCUCGUCCUCUGCUCAAAAACUCGACAGAUCGAUCUCCAACUGUUUUGUGACAAUAAACAAACGAUCGGCCUCUUGAAGAAUCCACUACAAAAAUUAAAGACGAAACUGAAGCAUGUGGAUGUACACAACCAUUGGCUGCGCGAACAACUAAAACAAAAGACCCUAUCUCUUCAGUAUAAACAAAGUUCAGAAUUGAUUGCAGACGGGAUGACCAAAGCACUCCAGGGCCACUCACAAAAGGAAAGCUGCAAGCAAUUUGGACUUGUGAAUAUUGAAGAGAAAAUCCGAAUGAGGAGAGAAAAGGUUACUGCGGAAAGAACGAUUGAGGAAAUCCUAGAGGAGUUGAAAAUUUAG
This is a messenger RNA of Fusarium fujikuroi IMI 58289, 2751 nucleotides long. Its product is annotated as probable retrotransposon HobS hobase. The record is from RefSeq and is a predicted model, not a curated record. Bases 1 to 2751 code for a protein of 916 amino acids. The transcript has a single exon. Lineage: Eukaryota; Fungi; Ascomycota; Sordariomycetes; Hypocreales; Nectriaceae. Gene Ontology annotation, molecular function: nucleic acid binding. Gene Ontology annotation, biological process: DNA integration.